Batrachochytrium dendrobatidis JAM81 is the source of this 804-nucleotide messenger RNA. RefSeq lists its product as uncharacterized. The transcript is spliced from 2 exons. Bases 1 to 804 code for a protein of 267 amino acids. The record is from RefSeq and is a predicted model, not a curated record. NCBI's taxonomy places the organism in Eukaryota, Fungi, Chytridiomycota, Chytridiomycetes, Rhizophydiales.
AUGGAUUGCUCCAUUACUUCAAAACCUCUUGCAUUGGUAGAAACUUUUUCCGAUUCUCAUUGGAAACAGCAUGACUUGCUUCCACCAUCGACGUCUAGUCAUCCACCGCCGUUGCCAAGAACGAUUGUUCGUCCUGCACCGUCAGUCACCAUUAAACGUAAAGGCCAACACAAGAAACCGUUGGACCAAUGCUCGCUGGCCCAGUUGGAGCAGAUGCUCAAAGCCAACACUCAACUUCUCCACAACCAGCAAGUCUUGCAAAGCUUACCUGAUCAAGGCAAAGCUCUUGAACAGACAAACAAGGAUAUACAAAUGUGGCUUGAAAAGCGUCAGAAGGAGUCCGUCUUAUCACAAACUCAAUUGUCUGCAGAACAUAGCCAGUCUGAAUCAACUGACAUUACUCUUGACUACCUUGACACUCGAAUGCAAUCGCUGAAUGUCACGGAUACUCCACUUCCAAUCAUACUGACUAAACGCCAAGUAAGGGAUCAAGCAACCUGUCGUGCUGGCAACUCAAACAGUGGUCGAAUGGGCCACAUUUCUCUAGCAGAAUCAAUCGAUAUCCAAAAUACUCGACGUCAAAUUAUCGAAACCCAGAGAUUAAACAGUGCAAUGGAAAAACUGCGUAAAUCAGCUUCCAUUGCAUCGCUCACUAGUGAGUUCUUUAAAGGUAAUGCUGACUCCUCUGCUUCGUUGGGCGAGUUUAUGACUGGUGCAAAUGGAUAUCGGGAUGGUUCUGCUGCCAACUCGGAGCUUGAUUUUAAUGAUGAUUUGUCUGACCUUUCAUUCGAGGACGACCAAUAA